UGUUGCGAUUCAUUUCGUCGCAAACAUGUUCGCGAUUAUUUUCUUAUUGACCGCUUUGAUCUGUUCGGUCACGGCCGACGAGAAGUACACCACGAAGUAUGACAACGUCGAUUUUGACGAGAUUGUUCGGAGUGAGAGGCUCCUGCAGAAUUACGUCAACUGUCUCAUGGAUAGGGGCCCAUGUGCACCGGACGCCGCUGAGUUGAAACGCCUAUUGCCGGAUGCUUUGGAGACUGACUGUUCGAAGUGCAGCGAGGCCCAGCAGGUUGGGACGAAGAAGGUCAUCAAACACUUAGCCACUAACAAAAAAGACUGGUUUUCGGAACUCGAGGACAAGUAUGAUCCCGACAGGACAUAUCUGGAAAGGCAUCGCAGCGAAUGGGAAGCUGAAGGGAUUAAGUUCGAUUAAAGGGCACGCAAUUCCGGGAAAUGCUAUUUCUUACUAUUUGUAAUCAAGUUUUCAAAUAAAAACCAUACUUGUCGACAUUAUAAA
This is a messenger RNA of Cylas formicarius (sweet potato weevil), 493 nucleotides long. Its product is annotated as ejaculatory bulb-specific protein 3-like. Lineage: Eukaryota; Metazoa; Arthropoda; Insecta; Coleoptera; Brentidae. The transcript has 2 exons. The record is from RefSeq and is a predicted model, not a curated record. Bases 26 to 409 code for a protein of 127 amino acids.